CAUAGAGUCCAGGUCCUCCGAGAACAAGGAAGAGCGUAGAUGACAGGAGGACCUGAAAAGUACGCUUUCUCGGUCUCUUUAGUUUUUGAUAAGCAACCGUCAAGGCGCGAGGAAGAGGAAGCGGAACUGGAGGAUGCGUAGCCCAGCGGCCUCUUAGCAACGCGAGAUGGGGGUCAGGUGACAGAACCAGCUGGUUCUGGUAAAGGAAGACACUGGCCGGGGCAGUGGCAGCCCGGAUUGCCCGGCUGGUAACUCGAGGCGAACAGUCGUCGUCAGAAUGUCGAGCAAAGACCGAAUUGAAAUCUUUCCCUCACGAAUGGCACAGACCAUCAUGAAGGCUCGAUUAAAAGGAGCACAGACAGGUCGAAACCUCCUGAAGAAAAAGUCUGAUGCCUUAACUCUUCGAUUUCGACAGAUCCUAAAGAAGAUCAUAGAGACUAAAAUGUUGAUGGGGGAAGUGAUGAGAGAAGCUGCCUUUUCACUUGCUGAGGCCAAGUUCACAGCAGGGGACUUCAGCACUACGGUCAUCCAGAACGUAAAUAAAGCCCAAGUGAAGAUUCGAGCAAAGAAAGAUAAUGUAGCAGGUGUCACUUUGCCAGUGUUUGAACACUACCAUGAAGGAACUGACAGUUAUGAGCUGACCGGUUUAGCCCGAGGUGGGGAACAACUGGCUAAAUUAAAGAGGAAUUACGCCAAAGCGGUGGAACUACUGGUGGAACUGGCCUCGCUGCAGACUUCCUUUGUUACUUUGGACGAAGCCAUUAAGAUAACCAACAGGCGUGUAAAUGCCAUUGAACACGUCAUCAUCCCCCGGAUCGAACGCACCCUCGCCUAUAUCGUCACAGAGCUGGAUGAGAGAGAGCGAGAAGAGUUCUAUCGGUUAAAGAAAAUACAGGAGAAGAAAAAAAUUCUCAAGGAAAAAUCUGAGAAGAGCUUGGAACAACGGAGGGCAGCUGGAGAGGUGAUGGAACCUGCCAAUCUCCUGGCUGAAGAGAAGGAUGAGGACCUUCUGUUUGAAUAGUCGUCUUUCCUGCUCUGGUUCUUCCAGAAACCCUAACAUGGCACCAUUUUAGUUCACGGUGUAUAGGUUUGGUUUGUGUAACUGUUUAUUUUUCAGCCUAAGAAUUUCACUGGUGGUAAAAUUUCCCUGAACGUCUAUU
This is a messenger RNA of Phyllostomus discolor (pale spear-nosed bat), 1160 nucleotides long. It is a transcript of the gene ATP6V1D, whose product is annotated as ATPase H+ transporting V1 subunit D. Lineage: Eukaryota; Metazoa; Chordata; Mammalia; Chiroptera; Phyllostomidae. The record is from RefSeq and is a predicted model, not a curated record. The transcript is spliced from 10 exons. Gene Ontology annotation, cellular component: proton-transporting V-type ATPase complex. Gene Ontology annotation, molecular function: proton-transporting ATPase activity, rotational mechanism. Bases 278 to 1021 code for a protein of 247 amino acids.